GCCCCAGUCAAAAAUCGCUGUCGGAUACCGCGAGGGAAGGAAAGCGACUCUCACCGUCCUUGUCGUGACAAAUCCGCUACAUUGAAUUACUGUGGCGCCGUAGAAGGAAGACACGAGGUCGUAGUGGUUGCUGGCUGGCUUUCAUGAGUUGUGAUUCAUCUUACGUUUUUUUAAUCUUACUGUUGAAAUCUUGAUGGUUUGAUUAGUGGUUCUGCAGACAAUUACAGCUUCUCGUGGAAACAGCGAAAGUCGGAGAGGUGAAAGUUUAUUAUUAGUUUUUUUUUCCACUAGUUAUAGAGGCGUUGUGGUUGUCGCCGCGAACUGAGACAUUAUACUUUGCGAUUGUGGAAUUCAUAAUCGUAAUUUGAAAGUGCUAAACGAACGACGUGAGAGAGACAGACAGACAGACAGACAGGCAGGCAGACACACACCUACACGCCGGUCACUUCUACUACUACUACGAUGGAGAUUAUGGGUAUGGAACGUUGGGACUCAUUUCUGGAGUUUCUGGACGAUAUCAAGGACGAAUAUUACUACAAGCAGAUUGACCGGGAUGGAAAUGGCUUCAUUGAUUUAUCUGAGCUCAAGAAGGCGCUGGACGUGGUUGGCUUUAAGCUGCCACAAUGGGAGGUGCGCAAGAUGAUCGAGGACUGGGACAGGGACACUAAGGGACCCGGCAAGGGCAAACUGAGCUUUGACGAGUUCCAGAAUAUGUGUGCAGGACUGAAGGCUCAAGAUGUUGCAAGCACCUUCAAGAAGAUGGUGAACAAGAGGGAGAACCUGGAGACACUUGGGGGCAUGUCCACAGCCUCAUCUGAGGGCACCACGCACUCUGUCAGGCUGGAGGAGCAGCUUGCUUUCUCUGACUGGAUCAACUCAAACCUUGGCCAUGACCCAGACCUCAAACACCUCCUCCCCAUUGAUGGAGAGGGACGCUACCUUUACGAAAGAGUCAAGGAUGGUAUUCUCCUCUGCAAAGUGAUCAACCACUCCUGUCCUGACACCAUUGAUGAGCGAGCCAUCAACAAGCGCAACCUGACAGUGUACACCAAGCAUGAGAACCUCACCCUGGCCCUCUCCUCAGCCCAGGCCAUCGGCUGCAAUGUCGUCAACAUUGAUGCUCAUGACCUGGCCAAGGGUAAGCCCCAUCUUGUUCUUGGGCUGCUGUGGCAGAUUAUCCGCAUUGGGCUCUUCAACCAGAUCACACUGGAGCAUUGCCCAGGCCUGGCCAACUUGCUGCUGGAUGGUGAGAAGAUUGAGGAGCUUAUGAAGUUGUCUCCUGAGGCAAUCUUGCUGCGAUGGGUCAAUCACCACCUGGAGCGUGCUGGCACCAACAGACGUUGCAACAACUUUAUGAAUGACAUCAAGGACUCUGAGAUCUACACUUACCUCCUCAAGCAAAUUGCUCCCAAUGAUGCUGGAGUCACCAUGGAGGCACUCUCAGAGCAUGACAUGAUCUCAAGGGCAGAGAUCAUGCUGCAGCAGGCAGAGAAGCUGGGCUGCCGCAGCUUCCUCACGCCCCAGGAUGUGGUGGAGGGCGUGUACAAGCUCAAUGUUGCAUUCGUGGCUAACUUGUUCAACAACCACCCUGGUCUUGACAAGCCUGACAACAUUGACUUUGAAGGCAUUGACCACAUUGAGGAGACCAGGGAAGAGAAAACUUAUCGCAACUGGAUGAACAGCAUGGGUGUCAGUCCUCAUGUCAACUGGCUGUACUCUGACCUGGCUGACGGCAUCAUCAUCUUCCAGCUGUAUGACAUCAUCCGGCCUGGUGUGGUGGACUGGAAGCGAGUCCACAGUAAGUUCUCAAAGUUGAAAAAGUUCAUGGAGAAGCUAGAGAACUGUAACUAUGCUGUAGAACUUGGUAAGCAGCUCAAGUUCAGCCUGGUGGGCAUUGCAGGGCAGGAUCUGGCAGAAGGCAACCCUCUGCUCACACUUGCACUGAUCUGGCAGUUGAUGCGAGCAUACACCCUCUCCAUCUUGACACAGUUGGCUGAUUCUGGCAACCCUAUUGUGGAAGCCGAGAUCAUUGACUGGGUCAACACCAAACUCAGGGAGGCUAAGAAGUCUUCCAGCAUUAAGAGCUUCCAGGAUUCCAGCCUUCAGAAUGCUGUGGCUAUUAUUGACAUGGUGGAUGCUAUCAAGCCAGGAACAAUUAAUUAUGAUGUUGUGAAAAUGUCCGGGGAUGAGGAGGACAACAUUGCUAAUGCCAAGUAUGCCAUAUCUAUGGCGCGGAAGAUUGGUGCUCGCAUUUAUGCCUUGCCUGAAGACAUCACAGAAGUGAAGCCCAAGAUGAUCAUGACAGUAUUUGCCUGUCUGAUGGCCAGGGACUACAUACCCAACAUGGAUGCCAAAAAGAACUGAGUAGAAGAACAAAUCCAUAGGAAUGAUUGAUGUAUAUGUUGUGUGAAUGAUAUGUAAUGUUUCUUAACUGUGAAUAGACUUUUUUAUAAAUUUUACAUCAAGCUUUGCAACUACUGUGUCUGGCCAAGGCUUUUUGAUGUGGACAGUCAGUAUAAUAGGCCUCAUGCUUACACAAAGGCAAAUACUCAUGGAACUUUCAGUGCCAAUGCUUCUAGCUGAUCACCUGAUUUCAGAAAGCAUUAUGGGAAAUCUAACAGAUAACCUCUUUGCUUUAAAAUUACUGUUGUGUGAGUUUUGCCUUAUAUAAGCAUGCUUUUUACAUUGACCAUUUUUCCAUCUUAGCUUGAACAUAAGUUGUAUAUAACUUAAUUUGUCACUAUAGCAGUGAACCAGAGCCUUUUGGCAGUAGUUUUUAUAUCACAUUAAUGCAUAGUGUUUUAUAUUGUAAGGCAGUUUCUGAUUUCUAAAAGUAAAUUAGUCACCAGUCUGACCAAAGUAUUAAUAAGAGUGAGAAUGUAAUUACCUAAGCAAGUUUGUAUUGCACACACUACCCAAAUGACUUGCAGUGAAUGCCACCAACACUCAAGUUCUGUUUCAGGACUAGAGACUCGGUAAUCUUAGUCACCUACGGUUCCCAUUUUAGAUUUAAAAGCCUUAGCUCAAGUCUUGUUAAUUCAUCAUGGUUUGAUGGUUGUUGUAAAUCUUAUAUUGGUGAAAGGUUCCUAUGCCUUAGAAUCAAAGACCAGUUUUUAAGAGAUGCAGUUGAAUACAUAGCAAAGUAAUUACCAGAACAAGAUAGUAACUUGUAAGCAAGCAUCCUAUAUGAGGAAUUUACACCUGUAGAGCAGAGCAUAUCUCAGGGCAACUCCUCAGUCUCCCAAGGCUUCUUAUAACUAACUCAUGAUUGGAGACAGAUUCUGACUAUUUAACCACACCAUUUUAUAAGCCUUUUCUUAUAUAGUAAAGCCCUAGCAUAUAAUUUAGUUCACUUUAAAGAAUCCAGAUACUGUUUACACAGUAUUUAGGACAAGAUUAAGAAGGGAAAACAAAUCAUGAUAUAAAAGGCAUGUGAUGGCAACAUGCAAAACUCAUGAAAUGUUCUUGUUAGUCUUGAGUAGUAACUGGCUGAUAUCCUUUUAUCUUAUAGCAGGAAUGAAAAUAGUACAGAGGAAGGCAUCCCUAGCGCCAUUUCUCCAUCCCUCUUGAGUCAUCUUUUACAACAAGUGCAAGUGGGAAUACAGUAGCUGUAUUCUUCUAGCCUGGCAUGAGGUGUGCAGCCAAAUUGUGUUCCUGCAUUACAGAUGGUCAUAAUGCUUGGGAUGGGACCUCACUGUAUUAUCAUUGUUUCAUGCUAUAUUUUGCAUCUGAUGAUAUAAUUCUAUGAAUCAUAUACGUACUUGGAUAAUCAGAGUUUAAAGAUUCAACAUGCUUAGUAAUUUGAUAGGAAAAAGAACUACAAAAGACAGGAUGUAAUGUCAUUGAGACUUCGUCAAGCAUGUUUGAAGCAUACCCUCAAUAGUACUAUGAAUAUUUUUUUUAGUCCAUGAAUGAAACUAGCAAGGACUCGAGUACAUGAGCUUGUAGAGCACUGUAGGUGCACUCUACUGAAAAAAAUGAAAACAUUGCAUAGUUGCAUCCAAAUGUUGUUUACUUGGCAUUUUGGUAUGAUUAUUAUUUUGAUAUGUAGUUUGGUCAUAUAGAGGAUAAUCUGGUGGCUGAUGUUUGGUAAUGAUUGAAUUAAUAUGAUGAUACAAAACUAAUAUUCUCUGUGAAUUGAAGCACAGUAAUAUAAGAUUAUCUAAGUGCAAAGUAUAUCAUCUUAAAAAGAUGUCAUUGAAGCUGUUCUUUGCUUUUAAGCAAAGAUAAUUCUUUAUGAAUAAGUAGAUCAUCGAUCAACAAUGGUUGUGAACUCAUCUUCAAAGAAUAUACUGUGUGAGCCACUGGAAUGUCACCUUAGCAUCACUUUUGUGUGAAUUCCAGAAGUGUAUAAGUUAUUCAUUAGUUAAAACAAGGAGUAACUUUUUCCAUGCCAUUUUCAUUCAUAUAGACAAUGUAUGACCACCUUCAGCACUUAGUCUUUGAUGCUUUAUGAUUUUGCUAUGGGGCAAGUGUUGGUAGUCUUCUCUCAUCCUUCUUUGCACAGAGCAGAUCAAGCUGACCACCAGAAAAAGGAAUAUGAUAGAUGAGUAUAUCUUUGGAUUAUGUAUCAUGUUUCGUAAUGUAAGCUAUAGUAAUACUGUCUUCCUACUUGGCUAAGAAACAAGUCAGGUGGAGUUCUUGAGUGACCAAUUUAUGGUGUAUGUCCAGUGUACUAAGUAAUCGAGAGUUUUGUUUGUUGUUCUUGGUAGUAUUUUGGAUUUGUUGUGAUUGAACAGACUGACUUGAUUGCAUUAAGUUGCUGUGGAGAAAAAAAAACUGAUUUGUAAUUAUUGUUUUCACUCUUGUAGGAUAUUAUUUCUGGACUUGCUAUAUUUAAUGAGUACAGAGUUAUCUCUGGCAAAGUAUAGACUAUUUAUUAUGCUUUAAAUAUUCUAGUUUAACUGUUUAUGGGACCAGUUUUUUCAGGGGUGGUAAGUGUGGUAGAAAUCUGACAUUUUUUUCUUUUUAUUAUAUGUUUAGUGUUGAGAGACUAAGUGUGAGUUGUUCCUGGUACAGCAACAUGAGAACCACCAGUGAUGGGAGGCACUUACAAGUUUUUCAAUUAUCUGUAAUUCAUUGCUAAACUUGCAUGUUAAUUUGCAAUUUACAAAAGCAUUUUUUCUUUCUUUGUAUAUGAUUAGGUACAGUUGUUAUUUUUGUAUGAUUAUUGUUAACAAAUAUCAUCUCACACUAAUUGGCCAUUCCAUCUUGUAAGAUAGUUGUAUAUGAUUUAGCUUUUGUAGCCUUCACUGCAUUAUUUUCUGCAUAUUACCUCUAAUUAAAAGAUCAUUUAUUAUUUAGUCAAAGGAUAACCAAGUACAUUUACCACACACACACACACACACACACACACACACACACACACACACACACACACACACACACACACACACACACACACACACACACACACACACACACACACACACACACACACACACACACACACACACACACACACACACACACACACACACACACACACACUCACGAUUGGGUUCAUCAGCCUAAGAGGUGAUAGGGUUGGCUAGUCCAACUGAUGAUUCCUGUUUAUAUGUAGUGAGAACUGACCCAGCUUUUUGUCUGAAAGUGUUUAUCGUCAUGCCCUCUGCCUUACCCGGACAGCUGAAGUGGUGAACAUAAAUCAGUAUGUCUGAAAAUAUAACAGUACAUGUAGAUCUUCCAUCCAAACCACGAUGUUAUUAUUGAUAACUUUUCACUUUCGGAACGUAGUUAUUUACUAGUGUAGGUCUUAGCAUUGUUAUUUUGCAUACGUAUUCACAUGCUAUUUAAAUUUAUUUUUUUAUACAAGAUACCAAAGCAUUUACUGCCUUUUUUUCCUUUUACAGAAAAUCAAUCUCUUUAAUUAUGUUCAGUUAAAGCUGAAUAAUUACUUUAUGCAGUGUGUAUCGGUAUGAGGCUUACAUAGUAAAGACUUGAAGUCAUGCCUCAGGGAUUUCAAAGGGAUGAACACUAUCACAUCUCAGAAGCAAAAUACAAUGGUUUUUAAAGUAUCAGGUCUUCCAUUAAAAAGGUAACCGUGAUACUUGAAAGGCUACGGUAGCCUUAGAUUGUUUCUCCUGCAGUGAGAACGACACAAGCUAGGCCAGGAGAAGCCUUUGAGGCCUGGUCAAAUGUACUGCCAGUCUGGUCUAAUGGUGCUUCAGUGUUUUUGUCUGUAGGUCUUAUACAGUGUUUUAUUCUUACCACUGUUGUGCUUGAAUGCCACACAUUGUAUGUAAUCAGAAUUGUGAGUUUUUUAGAUAUUGCUUAAGGAUAAGGAUUGGCUCAAGAUGGAGAGAGGCAUGCAUUGACCCUUCAUGAAUAGUAGUGCCUUCAGGAGGCCUGCCUGCCCAACACCCAAACCCUGCUGGCUUGUCAUUGUCGUGAUGCAUUUAUAUUGGGCUUCAACUUUAUUGUUUUUAUGUUGGAUAACUUCUUGCUGAUCAGUCAACUGUGCUGUUGUUACAUUAUUAUUAUUAUUAUUAUUAUUAUUAUUAUUAUUAUUAUUAUUAUUGUUAAUUUAUUUUAUUACCUUUGUAUUUUACUACUAUUAGUACACCACUAUCUUUUGUCCACUGUUUAGUUAGUCAUUCAUUUUAUCUUCAUUCAUAAAUGCUUACUUAUCUGUAGAUUCUCGGCAUUGUUAUAACCAGCAAAACAGGAGAGAAAACUGUUAUUCCAAUUUGAACAUUUCUUGGUUUUGUUAUCUAUUUAUGUAUAUUCUUUCAUAAUUUUUUUUCACCCAAAAUUAAAUGUAUAUUUCGUAUAUCUGUAUAAAUAUUGUUUAUGAAUGUAACAGGGGAGGAAUGUUAACACUGGACGAGUUAUCCACGCAACUCUGACCAGACUCUCACGGCACAACGCUUCCUUUGCUAGUUAGCUGUCCCUGCUGCACUGUACAAAGAUUUAUUUUAAUUUCAAUUAUGAUAAAUGAGAAAGUUAG
This is a messenger RNA of Portunus trituberculatus (swimming crab), 6949 nucleotides long. RefSeq names its product plastin-2-like (gene Fim). NCBI's taxonomy places the organism in Eukaryota, Metazoa, Arthropoda, Malacostraca, Decapoda, Portunidae. Gene Ontology annotation, molecular function: calcium ion binding; actin filament binding. The coding region runs from base 463 to 2364 and encodes 633 amino acids. Gene Ontology annotation, cellular component: actin filament; cytoplasm; actin filament bundle. The transcript is spliced from 11 exons. The record is from RefSeq and is a predicted model, not a curated record. Gene Ontology annotation, biological process: actin filament network formation; actin filament bundle assembly.